AUGAAAUUCGACGGCAUACUCACAGAAAUUAAUGGAUUUGGAAAAUUCCAAAUGAGGCUGGUGUUGAUUCAGGUCUUGUCUCGAAUGACUCUGCCAUGUCACUUUCUGCUGAAUAACUUCAUGGCGGCCAUUCCCAAACACUACUGCGACAUCAGUGCGCUGGAAGAAUUACACGGCUUUGGGAAUUUAACUCUAGAUCAGAAACUAGCCGUCAGUCUCCCAGCAGAGCAGGAUGGGACUCUCAGCUCCUGCCGGGCAUUCUCAAGCCCUCAGUACCAGUAUCUGUCAGGCUCGAACGGCAGCGAGGGGACGUCCACCGUUGAGUGUCAGAACGGAUGGGUGUUCGACAACAGCACGUUCAAAUCUACUUUGGCAACAGAGUGGGAUCUGGUGUGUAGCAAAAAGGGAUUGAACAAGGCCACUGCCACCAUUUUCUUUGUUGGUGUAAUGUUGGGAGCCCCUCUGUUUGGAUUCCUCAGUGACAGGUUUGGGCGACGGCGGAUUUUGCUGGUUUCGUAUCUGACAUCCUUGACGUUUGCGGUGCUGAGCGCGUUCUCCACAUCCUAUGUGAUGUUCUCUGUCAUGAGGUUCUUUACGGGGAUGGCACUUGCAGGAAUCAGCAUCAUAUCGAUUGCUUUAAAUGUUGAGUGGUGUGGGAUUCAAAACAGGACAUUUUCUGGGGUGAUCAUCAGUCUGGACUGGACUCUUGGGAGCUUGUUCCUUGUUGGAAUUGCAUACUGCGUGAACGAGUGGAGGAUGCUCAUUUUGGCAGUAACUUCACCCUUGCUUCUGUCUGUCGCCACUUGGAGGUGGCUUCCAGAGUCGGCCCGGUGGCUCAUGGCAAAAGGGAGGGCAGACGAGGCUCAUUAUUACUUAAUCAAAUGUGCCGAGGUCAACAACAGGACUAAGAGUAUGGCCUCCAUCACACCAAGGACACUGCUGGAAUCUGCUGAGACUGAAACUACAGAGAAGAAGUACACUUUUGUAGAUCUGUUCAAAACACCAAAUAUGAGAAAACUGGCAAUAUACUCAGGAAUAGUGUGGUAUGGUGUUGCAUUCACAUAUUAUGGGAUAACCCUGAAUAUCAGUGACUUAGGGGUGAACCCAUACCUGACACAAUUUAUAUUCGCCUCCACUGAAAUACCAAUGAAGACUGGUGUGUAUUUCUUCCUGGAGAAAAUUGGGAGAAGGAUUGGUGAAAUGGGAUCAUUGCUGUCGACUGGUGUUUGUCUCUUUAUCAACAUUUUUCUCUCAAAAGACAGGUGGGUCAUCCGGACUGUUGUGGCCGUUGUUGGAAAAUCCAUGUCUGAAGCCUCAUUCACAAUCAUCUUCCUCUACACCACUGAAUUCUACCCUACAGUCGUACGGCAGAAUGGUUUGGGCUACACGUCAUUCAUAGCGCGGCUGGGCGUCUCCAUCUCCCCUCUCAUCAUGCUGCUGGAGGACGUGUGGCAUCUCCUGCCACCCAUCACUUAUUGCGCGGUGGCUAUUGUGGCCGGUUCGGUGGCAUCACUCCUGCCUGAAACACUAAACACCAGACUGCCAGAGUUCAUCGAGGAUAUUGAGAAUCCAAGGUAG
Molecule: messenger RNA, 1578 nt
Organism: Salarias fasciatus (jewelled blenny)
Lineage: Eukaryota; Metazoa; Chordata; Actinopteri; Blenniiformes; Blenniidae
Product: solute carrier family 22 member 7-like
Exons: 9
Coding region: 1-1578 (525 amino acids)
Biological process (GO): transmembrane transport
Cellular component (GO): membrane
Molecular function (GO): transmembrane transporter activity
Source: RefSeq, a predicted model, not a curated record